UUCUCUUCUUUCUGUUCUAGACUGUCCUUUUAUUCGGGCCACUCUUCAUUCUCCAUGUACUGCAUGAUGUUCGUGGCACUUUAUCUUCAAGCCAGAAUGAAGGGAGACUGGGCAAGACUUUUACGCCCUACACUGCAAUUUGGUCUUGUUGCUGCGUCCAUUUAUGUGGGCCUUUCUCGAGUUUCUGAUUACAAACACCACUGGAGUGAUGUGUUGACUGGACUCAUUCAAGGAGCUCUGGUUGCAAUAUUAGUUGCUGUAUAUGUAUCAGAUUUCUUCAAAAAGAGAAAUUCUCCUUUUAAAGAAAGAAAAGAGGAGGAUUCUCAUACAACUCUGCAUGAAACACCGACGACAGGGAAUCACUAUCGGAACAGUCACCAGCCUUGAAGGUGGCAGAGUGCCCAGAUGAAGCUGGCCUGCUUUCUAAAGAAAAAUGAUUGCAACCAGAAGGCAAGAGGAUGCGUCUUUCUUCCCGGUGUACAAGCCUGUAAGGGACUGCUGCUACUAUACCUCUUGGAUGCCUACUUUACCUGUGUGUAUAUAGUUACAUUUAACACAAUGGUUAUCUAAUAGCUGUAAGUUCAUUUAAAAAAAUUUCAACGGCCUUUCACUAAACAAUGCCCCCCCUGUACAUUUUUUUAUUAAAAAAUGUAACGCUCA
This is a messenger RNA of Budorcas taxicolor (takin), 660 nucleotides long. RefSeq names its product phospholipid phosphatase 1-like. The annotation marks the transcript as partial. The record is from RefSeq and is a predicted model, not a curated record. Gene Ontology annotation, biological process: phospholipid dephosphorylation; phospholipid metabolic process; signal transduction. NCBI's taxonomy places the organism in Eukaryota, Metazoa, Chordata, Mammalia, Artiodactyla, Bovidae. Gene Ontology annotation, molecular function: phosphatidate phosphatase activity. The transcript has 3 exons.